AUGGUGGAGCUCACCAGAGGCUUGGAAUGGCCGGAGGUGCGGCACAGCGAGGUCGGCGGCGAGCUCAGGCGUCAGAGGGUGUGGCGGAUCCCGUGGAGCGGCCAUGGGGGUGCAGCUCCCGGCGUCCUCAUCCCGCGUACAGGUUCUGAAGCAGUCUUUCCAUCGGACAUAGCUUUUGGUGCUCCGCGCAUCCAGAACUAUGACGAGAACAAAGUCGAAGCGACUCGAUGCACGGACAUCGACUCGGCAGAGGAGCACCGCCUGACGGCCUCCAUCCAGCACGUGAGAUAUGAGCAGCAGCUCCGGCGCUAUCAUGAUCGCAACGUUCACGAGCGCGACUUCAACGUCGGCGACCUGGUUCUACGACGAAUCCAGUCGACCAUAGGCACUCACAAGCUGUCUUCCCCAUGGGAAGGACCCUUUGUAGUCAGUGGGAUAGUGGUUUCUGGAACCUACCACCUACAGAGGCCAGACAGUACAAAUGUGGGCAACCCAUGCAAUAUGGAACACCUGCGUCGCUUCUAUCUGUAG
Messenger RNA from Panicum virgatum (switchgrass), 531 nucleotides. RefSeq lists its product as uncharacterized. NCBI's taxonomy places the organism in Eukaryota, Viridiplantae, Streptophyta, Magnoliopsida, Poales, Poaceae. The record is from RefSeq and is a predicted model, not a curated record. Bases 1 to 531 code for a protein of 176 amino acids. The transcript is spliced from 2 exons.